AUGUCGGACAAGCCGGAGAGCAGCAAGACUCAACUCGAAGAGGAUAUCAUCGAUCCAUUGUUCCAGAAGGAUUUCUUGUCACAGUUGCCACAGGAGGUUGCAUAUCGCAUCAUCGCCUAUUUGACACCGUGCGAUUUGACGUCUGGUCGUAUCGUUAUUGGUUACUAUCAUGAUUGUACGUUGCGGAUUUGGAAUGUUGAUGAUGCUCAACUGGCUUUCACUCUAACUGGCCAUAUGGAUGAUGUUUUGACGUCUGAAGUGAGCGAUGAUGGUAAAUAUAUUGUCAGUGGCUCGUCUGAUCAAACCGUGCGCGUUUGGUGUGGUCAAACCGGUGUACAGCGUCAUGUUUUGCAGGGUCAUACGGGUACUGUUCGGUGCAUGAGUCUACAUGGCACAACUCUUGUUUCUGGAUCGGUCGAUGCAACGCUCCGAGUCUGGGACAUUGUCGACGGGAAAUGCCUUCACAUUUUCACUGACCACUUGGAGGCUGUUCGCUGUGUGCAAUUUGAUGGAAUUCGGGUGGUGUCUGGUGCUGCUGAUUUUGCUGUAAAGAUUUGGAAUGUGCAAACGGGGGAGUGUUUGCACACGCUGACGGGUCACACCGAUUGGAUCGAUUCACUUUUGUUUGAGCCAGAGCGCGAUCUUGUCGUCUCGAGAAGUCAUGAUGCAACGAUUCGCGUCUGGGAUAUACGAGGAGGAACAUGCAUCGCAAUUCCUAUCAGUCAAGAAUCAGUCAAUUUCUAUCACAUGCAACUUCGCAGAAACAGUUUGGUCGCCUGCUAUACCUGCUCGGACGUUGGGGUUUGGGACAUUCGUGACGGUGGUUCGUGCAUUCACCAUUUACAUUUACAAGGCGUAAAUGGUCACGCGUUGAACAUCACUUCAUUGCAACUGCUCGACUCGGGACUUUUGGUGACAAGUUCUAACGAUGGCUCGGUCAAGCUGUGGGAUGUGGAUAAAGGUAAG
Messenger RNA from Mesorhabditis belari, 966 nucleotides. Lineage: Eukaryota; Metazoa; Nematoda; Chromadorea; Rhabditida; Rhabditidae. The record is from the annotation of a GenBank genome assembly.